UUCUGAAUUAUUACCUGUCUGCCUGCAUGUGUUCACGCCGUAUUUGUCAUUCAUGGCCAGCCGGAGCCUUCCUAGAUGCAAACAAAGAUGGCCCCAGUCCUCUGGGGGUGUUUCCUCCUGUGGAAUCUCCACAUCUCGUCCUCCCAGACCGUCUACCCUGGAAUCAAGGCGAGAGUUACCCAGCGGGCACUGGACUAUGGUGUUCAGGUUGGAAUGAAAAUGAUGGAGCAAAUGGUAAAGGAAAUGAGCAUUCCAGACCUGAGAGGUUCUGAGUCCCUUGAAUUCCUAAAGAUUGACUACGUGAAGUACAAUUUUUCAAACAUAAAAGUCAAUGCCUUUUCAUUGCCAAAUACCUCCUUGACCUUUGAGCCCGGAGUGGGCAUCCGAGCACUGACCAACCAUGGCACUGCCAACAUCAGCACCAACUGGGAAGUCAGGUCUCCCCUGUUCCAAGACUCAGGAGCUGCUGAUCUGUUUCUCUCUGGAAUCUACUUCACUGGCAUUAUUAUCCUGACCCGAAAUGACUUUGGUCAUCCAACCCUGAAGCUUGAAGACUGCUAUGCCCAAGUGAGCCAUGCUCAUGUCUCGUUUUCUGGAGGCCUCAGUGUCCUGUAUAACUCCUUUGCUGAGCCCAUGGAGAAACCAAUCUUAAGGAACCUAAAUGAAAUGGUCUGUCCCAUUGUCAUCAAUGAGGUGGAAGCACUUAAUGUCAACAUCAGUGCCCUGGAGGUUUUAAGCAAAAUUGACAACUAUACCGUGCUGGACUAUUCCCUGAUCAGUUCUCCAGAAAUCACUGAGAACUAUCUUGACCUGAAUUUGAAGGGCGCGUUCUACCCACUCGAGAGUCUCUCCGACCCUCCCUUCGCGCCAGCCCCCUUCGAGCUGCCAGAGCGCAGUGACUCCAUGCUGUACGUCGGCAUCUCAGAGUAUUUCCUUCAAUCUGCGUCAUUUGCUCACUUCACGUCUGGGGCUUUCAGGGUCCUACUGUCCACCAAGGAGAUUUCCAACCAUUUCAGCCAAAACUCUCAAGGAAUUGCCCACUUGAUCUCCCAGAUUGCAGAGAUCUACAUCUUGCCCCAGCCCUUCAUGCUUCAGAUCAUGGCUACAGAGCCUCCUGAGAUCCACUUACAUCCUGGCAACUUCACCCUGGACAUCCCGGCCUCCGUCAUCAUGCUCACCCAGCACGAGAACUCCACUGUUGAGCCCAUUGUCUCCAUGGACUUCGUGGCUAGUACCAGUGUUGGCUUGGCUAUUUUGGGACAAAAACUGGUCUGCUCCUUGUCUCUGAACAGAUUCCGUCUCUCUUUGCCAGAAUCCAAACACAGAGAUGUUAAGGUGGUGAGGUUUGAGAAUAUCCUGUCUUCCAUCCUUCACUUUGGAAUCCUCCCACUGGCCAACACAAAGCUGCAGCAAGGAUUUCCUCUUCCCAACCCCCACAAAAUCUCAUUCGUCAAUUCAGAUAUUGAAGUUCUUGAGGGUUUCCUUUUGAUUUCCACCGACCUGAAGCAUGAAACUUCUUCAAAGCAACAGCCUAUUCUCCAUAGCUGGGGAGAUCUGAACCCCAUAACUGGAACAUGGAGGAAAAAGCCAGUGCCUUGAUUGCCUUGUGCAAUCCACCCCGAGAGUAAACAGCCCUCAGUCCCGCAGCUACUGAAAACCUGGAGGAGGAAGACCAUGAGUACUGGAAUUUCAAAGUCGUUGGAACAGGACUCUCUGGGAACCCUCAGAGGGGUAGAGGGAGGCAGACCAGGCUAAAGGGUUAAACAGGGACAUGGCAGGGACAGGGGUGGAUGUGAGUGUCUGAAAGUAUGUCAUGUGUCUGGUUAUAAUCUGGGAACAAGACUGAAGUAAGGACACCUGACCAGGUGAAUAAGAAACUGAAGUCUGUCUUCAUGGCAAUAGGUUUGUGUGUGUGUAAAGAUCCAUCCCUUUUGCUCUUCAGAGAUUCCUCC
Messenger RNA from Jaculus jaculus (lesser Egyptian jerboa), 1952 nucleotides. It is a transcript of the gene Bpifc, whose product is annotated as BPI fold containing family C. The coding region runs from base 76 to 1599 and encodes 507 amino acids. The record is from RefSeq and is a predicted model, not a curated record. Gene Ontology annotation, molecular function: lipid binding. The transcript has 16 exons. NCBI's taxonomy places the organism in Eukaryota, Metazoa, Chordata, Mammalia, Rodentia, Dipodidae.